Molecule: messenger RNA, 722 nt
Organism: Cylicocyclus nassatus
Lineage: Eukaryota; Metazoa; Nematoda; Chromadorea; Rhabditida; Strongylidae
Source: the annotation of a GenBank genome assembly
GUUGAAUAAGAUACUCGCUUAGUCGGCGCCUACCAUAAUGACUUGUCUUAUCAAUUCAACUAAUUGCUUUCACAUGCUCGUCGACCUUUACUUUGUACUCAGUAGCCUUUGAUGUCAUCAUCCACAUGAACGAUAUCAUUUCAGAAGCGAUCGACACUUUCCUUCCCAAUCGCUAAUUUCAAACUGGUGUCGAAAUUUUGCAAGUAACUUCUGGGCAUGUUUCUAUGGCGCUCAAAAGACGCCCCCGAUACGAAGACACCGGAGCAAGAAAAUGUAGAAAAAUGUUUCAUGCCAAGGUGGAACACGAAUAUGCGAAGCUACGGACCAUCUCACGCUUACGCGACAGUGCAGACAGGGAAAAAUUUAGUUUGGAUAAACGAGGAGACGUGAUGGGAGUAGAAGCACCUCAAAAUCAAGAAAAGUUCCAUGAAGGAUCACCAGCUGCAGAAACAUUGUACUAUGGUUCUGAUUUCUUUUCCUGUUGAGAAGGCAUCCGACACGUCAUCACUUUUCUGAUAUUGUGGAUUCACUUGUCUUGCACUAUGUAAAUCAGGAUUGGCUUUUGUUUUAGAACUCACUUUUCUCAUUAAUCCUGUAUUUUUCAUUCGAAACUAGUUGUAUAAGCCACUUUUAGCUGAAAAACGUCAAAUAUCAUAAAACAGUUGCGAUUUAUCUCUUCAAGUUCCUUUUUCUUACAGGUAUAUCUAGAACCAUUAUCGUGC